Messenger RNA from Conger conger (European conger), 246 nucleotides. Its product is annotated as integumentary mucin C.1-like. The annotation marks the transcript as partial. The transcript has 4 exons. The record is from RefSeq and is a predicted model, not a curated record. Lineage: Eukaryota; Metazoa; Chordata; Actinopteri; Anguilliformes; Congridae.
ACUAGAGCAUCUACUACAACAGCAGCUCAAACUUCAACUGAAGCAUCAACUGAAACGUCGACAGAAACUGUUGUUGAGACAUCAACUAGAGCAUCUACUACAACUGCAGCUCAAACUUCAACUGAAACUGAAACGUCGACAGAAACUGUUGUUGAGACAUCAACUAGAGCAUCUACUACAACAGCAGCUCAAACUUCAACUGAAGCUGACAUUUGUCAGCUCUUCGAGGACCAAUUCAGCGAGUGA